This is a messenger RNA of Symbiodinium sp. CCMP2592, 1617 nucleotides long. The record is from the annotation of a GenBank genome assembly. Lineage: Eukaryota; Dinophyceae; Suessiales; Symbiodiniaceae.
AUGGAGCAGAUUCUGACGGCCUUGGCUCAGAUGCAGGCGAAUGCCCCCGCAGCUUCGACCACAGCUCCACUACAGCUCAGCAACCCGAUCCUGCAGCAGCUUUUGUCCGAGGCAGCUCGACCCAAGCCUCAGUUUGAGGCUCAGGCUGUGUUGCCGCCAAAUAUUGCCCAGAUGAUUGCAGUGCAGCUGAAGAAAGAAAUGGAGGCAUCUGGGCAGGGCGUGCAGCAGCCGCAGCCGGAGAGCCAAGCUGUUGCUGCAGACAAGCAAAAGGCUCCUCGUGCAGAAAAGCAACAGGCUCCUGCUGCCAACGGCCCCGGUCCGAGCCGGAUGCCUGGCGUGGGGUCCGCGAAGGGGCCGGCUUCCGGCAGCAUGGUCCGAGAGUCUGACAUCAUGGAUGUAACGGGUGGAAAACCUUGGACCAAAGCUGAUGCGAAAACUAAGGUGGAGGACAAGCCGAAGCCAGAGAGAUCCGUGCUCUCGCUGUGCAAGAUCAUGACUUUCGAGUAUGUGGACAACCAGAUGGUCGAGGUGUAUGCUCGAGUGAUCAACAAGCCUGGCUUUAAAAGAAAAGCCCCGGAGGCCCCGGCAAAGCUGCCGGCAAAGGACGACCAGGAGCCUGCGUUUGAGGAGGAGACUACUGACGCAGACGAUGACAAGGACGCGCCCCAGAGCAGCAUGAAGCCGCCGGAGCCGAAUGGGUUCCUCGCUGCAUUGUCACAAGCGAAGUUUGCAUUUUAUCGCACCCACCGAAUGACGAUCGCAGCAAUCGGCAAAAGGAAGCAGACAAGAAUGGGGGACUCAAGCGUCAACGCGGCGGUCAAAGGCACAAGUGAGGAGGGCCAUGGAGGGCCUGAGGCCACCGACGACGUGGCCAAGCUGCACCGUGAGAGCGAGGCGGAGGCCCUCUCUCCCCGUCGCGGGGCAGAGAGGCCAAAGUCAAAGCCCCUUUCCAGGAAGAAGAAAAGGCGAUGUGCAGAAGAGACCGUGCCUACACCAAAGGUUACGCCGAAGCGGCUGAAAUUUUCGGAGCCAGAGCCAGAUGCAUCGGAGGACCCCGAGGAGGACGGCGAAGACGACGAUGAUCAGGAGGAGGAGGUUGAGGAGCCGGGCAGCGAGGAUGACGAUGUCUUCAAUGGCCCGUAUGCCCUGAAAGACAAGCCCAGAAAGCAGCUGAAGGCCAUCGAGGAUAAGCCGCCGCUGGCACUCGAGGAUGAAGCGAAGGAAGCAAGGCCGGCAGAAACUCCCCAGUCGUGUGGCCUGGAUUCCCUGCCUCGUGACCUUGGCAACAAGCUCAAGAAGCUCAGCGGCGAUCUUCUGGAGACUCUGACAGGCGACUUUGGAUCGUCUGAUGUGCCCCAUGUCAUUGCUAUCCUGGAUGGAGAGCAGAUUUAUAGCCUCACGGACGCCUUUGACGUCCUCCUGGAUGUUGAAGGUGAACUUCCUGGCAUCCUUGGCGAAGAAUCCAAGGAUGCAGCGAGCAAACUGACGCUCCGAGGAAAGAAGAUCUUGAAGCGCUGGCCCCAGCUACUCAAGGCCAGACGCGGCUAUUCCGCAAUUCCGCGCAUUCCUGGCCUUUUGCAGCCUGUGCAGGCCAAGAAAGAGGAGAUGGGCGACUGA